Aspergillus clavatus NRRL 1 is the source of this 792-nucleotide messenger RNA. RefSeq lists its product as uncharacterized. Gene Ontology annotation, molecular function: asparagine synthase (glutamine-hydrolyzing) activity. The transcript has 5 exons. Gene Ontology annotation, cellular component: cytosol. Bases 1 to 792 code for a protein of 263 amino acids. NCBI's taxonomy places the organism in Eukaryota, Fungi, Ascomycota, Eurotiomycetes, Eurotiales, Aspergillaceae. The record is from RefSeq and is a predicted model, not a curated record.
AUGCACACCAUUGUGAACGGGGAGUUGUAUGACCACGAACGGCAUCGUGCAGAACUGUCUGAUCGAUAUGAUUUCAAUGGGCAGACUGAUUGUGAGAUUGCCGUUGCCUUGUAUAAGAGAUACGGACUGUCCUGUCUUUCGCGACACCCUGCGACAGAAACGAAACAGUUUCUUGCCUUUGGUUUGCAGCCCAAGUGGGAUGUGGCUCGGCUGAGAGAUCAAAGGUGGUUAUACGGAGCAUAUACUUAUCUGAAGGGUGUUCGAACAAUUAUGCCUGGUCAAUAUCACCUGAGCAAGAAUUUUGGAUCUCUGGGACAUUACAUGUACUGGGAUAUGGAUUUCCCAGACAAGGCUGUACAGGCUGUCAAGCUUCGCCUUGGACCUGAUGUCCUUGUAGGCGUCCAUCUACGUGGCGGGAUAGACUCUUGGGCGAUCGCAGGAAUCGCCGCUCAGCUGGUCACUGAACAGGGCGGGAAACUGGGCAACGAUACCACGAAGGAACUCUCUCGAGUGAAGUGCUUUACCGGGGAUUUUGACAAGGAAAGUGAAGUGGAUGAAUCUGGAGUCUAUGGCUCAUCGCUUCGAGGAAAGCCGCCUGACACGAUGAAUCCCCGCUUCCCGAUGUUAAAUGGCACGGGUAAACUGGCCAUGGCAGAUAUGGCCUCAAAACGGGCCAUUACGGGAGACGGUCCGGACGAGCACUUUGCCAGCUGCCAGCUCCUUGUGCUAUCUCCGGGAAUCAGAACCUUGUUUAGGGGCGCCUCCCUCAGAAGAGGAGAGGAUACGGGGUAG